Messenger RNA from Blepharisma stoltei, 751 nucleotides. The record is from the annotation of a GenBank genome assembly. Lineage: Eukaryota; Ciliophora; Heterotrichea; Heterotrichida; Blepharismidae.
AUGGGAAAUUUACAAAGUUUAUUAAUUGGGUCAGCAGUAUCGACUAGUUAUAAGUAUGCUUACAAACAAUAUCAAAGAUAUUUGCCGGUUGAAGAUGAAUAUGUGGAAUGAAUAGAAGAGCAUUGUGUUGAUCUUGAAAACCCAAUGAAAUUACUAGGAGGAAAACACUCAUUUCUUGUGAUAACUACAAUUUCAGGUAGAAAAGUAUUCCUUUAUAUAGAUAAGAUAUGAUUUUUCUGCAGACAAUCCUGAAGGAUCUAUUAUUUAUGAAUACUCUGAUUGAUUUCCUUGUGAGCUAUUUAGAAAAGCUGCAGUGCCACCUGGGAUAAAAGUAAAAGACAUUACUUCUGUUUUCAAAAAAAUAGCUAAAACACAUACCUAUAACAUAAAAACACACAAUUGUCAGCACGUCGCGAGGGAUACAUAUAAUGAAAUCUCUCUUGCUGCCAAUCAAGCUUUAAGAAAUAACCAUUUAAAAUGAUUUUACAAAGCCCUUCCUGCAGAUUACCAUGGCAAUAUUAAAUACAAUGACCCAGAACAUGACGAAAUUGAAGAAAAAGCUGUAAUAAGGCCUAAAAGAAGGAAAUUAACCCCAGAAGAAAAAAAAGAAAAGGCAGAAAACAGACAUUUAUUUGAUUUCCCAGGAGAAAAUGCUACAGAAGAAGAAAUUAUGGAAUAUCUUAGAGAAAUUGCUAGAACAUUUGGAGGCACCGUGAAUGAGAAAAUUCUUGAUAUUAAUGAAAAUAAAUAA